AUGGACACGAGGUUCCACUGCGUGUACCUCCUCACGAGUCUAGACCCGCAGUGCGCGGGGGAGUACUACAUUGGGUACACCGUCGAUCCCAUUCGACGUCUUCGGCAACACAACGGGGAAAUUGUGAGUGGUGCUUGGCGCACAAAACGUCGUGGGCGUCCGUGGGAGCUGCUCUGUUGCGUCUCAGGCUUUGGAGAGGACCGCAUCGCUCUCAAAUUUGAGUGGUGUUGGCAGCACCCAACGAAGUCCACCCGCCUGAAGACGCAGAUGACACAAUUGCGUGGCGUACACCGUCUUCCGUAUGCGGUAGGUGUCCUGCACCUUUUGUUACGUGCCGACCUUUUUGCACGGCUGCAGUUGACGUUACAUAUUUUUGAACCGGAACACGUUGGGCGGGUGGUGGCGGAGCUGCAAGGACGUGUCCCGUCAAUUCCUCCAUUGGUCGCAACGUCUUUACUGCGUAUAGAGGAGAUUACGAAGGAGCGUUUUAUGAGUCUUUACCUCGACGGGGUGUCAGGAGGAGAUGGUACCGCAGGGGAUGGCUGCGUCUACUUCGUGACGGCACCGCUCAGCAGCCAGCCUGAAGCGGACGCCCCCAGCCGACGUGUGCGGAGUUGCAGGUAUUUGUCUGAGGAGGAUAUUUUCCGGCAACACGCCAGAGUGAAGGAGUUACUGGAAGCAAAUCAAUGCCCAUGCGCCUUAUGUUCCCUGCCACUUCGAUCGCCCUAUUUUGUACGGUGUUCUCGCACCCCGUUCUGUACUCUGCGUGCUCACUUGGCGUGUCUCGCUAUGUGGUUCACAUACGAAACGAUGCAGAAACGAGAUGCGACGAUGGGGCAGUCAACCAGAAAUGAGCGCAGCGGUGAAUACAGUAACAAAAUAAAGGAUGAUAGCAAUGAUGGGACUAUGGACGCUCAUGCAUCCGGGCGGCAGCUUCAUUCACUUUCUGUGAACAAUGCAGACUUCUCUUCGUCGAGGGAUGCCGGCUCAAUUCUUGAUUCCAGUGGCCAUAUUUCUGCAUUUGAAGAGAGUCGCUGUGCGUCUUCUCCAUCGUUGACACUUUUGCCCUCCCAGCCGUGUCCAUGCCCUUUAUGUGAUGAGCCGCUGCAAUGGGGGGCGUUGGUGCAUGACUUGAAGCGUCGGGCGGUGCUGGAGAAACGUUGGAUGGAGCGUCAGCGGCGAGAGAAGAUAGAGGCGGCGUUAGCGGAGCGGCUACAACGCCUGCAGAACAGCAGCCUGACGGAACGGAAGUCUCGGAGGAAGGCAAAGCCGGCUUUGGGGCAGAAACGAAAUCGCGGGGAGUAUUGUGGUGACACCGUUGGCGAUGGAGGAAAAGAGGCGAUAACAAAUUGGCGGGCCCGCGUGAUGGACGGGUGUGAUUCCUGGAACGAUACAAACGACUUCUCCCAUUCGGUUUCUCUACCGCCUUCUGGGGAUGAGGGGUACGCGUGUGACAGCAGCCGUCGUGGGGUGGGUGGCAGUAAACAUACGACCCGAAUGACGGACGAGGGGAAAAAUGACUCCAUCACGGAUAUAUGCGACUGCGUGUUGCAGCUGACAGAGUUUAACCUCGAUGAAUGGUUAGAUGCAUAA
Trypanosoma cruzi is the source of this 1593-nucleotide messenger RNA. RefSeq lists its product as uncharacterized. Gene Ontology annotation, molecular function: 5'-flap endonuclease activity; crossover junction DNA endonuclease activity. The transcript has a single exon. Gene Ontology annotation, biological process: double-strand break repair via homologous recombination. The coding region runs from base 1 to 1593 and encodes 530 amino acids. NCBI's taxonomy places the organism in Eukaryota, Euglenozoa, Kinetoplastea, Trypanosomatida, Trypanosomatidae. Gene Ontology annotation, cellular component: Slx1-Slx4 complex. The record is from RefSeq and is a predicted model, not a curated record.